AUAUUUAUUUCAACGGAAUGGAUAACAAAAAUACAAGGGUAACAGACUACAAUACUGACGGUUUGUUGGCCGGGAGCUCCGAUGACAAAGCACCCGACAGUUCGGAAAAUGGAAUUAGAAAACCAAAAGUUGUCAAAGGAAAGAAAAGGAAAUUGAAAAGUGCCAAAGAUGCGGGCGCUCCGAAGCAACCUUUGACAGGUUAUAUCCGUUUCAUGAACGAACGAAGAGAAUCACUAAAAGCAGAAAAACCGACUCUAGGAUUUGUUGAACUAACUAGAUUAUUAGCCGAAGAAUGGGGCUCUUUGGAAGCUGCCAAGAAGAAGCAGUACUUAGACGCAGCUGAACAAGAUCGGGAAAGGUAUUUGCGAGAAGUUGAUGAAUAUAAACAAAAUGCUGCUAAAACCGUACCUGCUGAGACACCUCAACAGAAUUCUAAACAGGCAAAUAACAAUCCCCCAGCUCAGAAGUCUCUCAAACAAGAAGAUGUGCCGACAGAACUAGACAUACCUAUAUUCACCGAAGAAUUUUUAGAACAUAACAAAAUCAGAGAAACAGAACUACGUCAAUUACGAAAGUCCAACACAGACUACGAACAGCAAAAUGCAAUUUUGCAAAAGCAUAUCGAAAAUAUGAGAAUGGCCAUUGAUAAAUUGGAGGCUGAAACGGAAGGUCACAAAUCUAGUAACGUAAUUCUUGGGAAUCAUUUGGAGAAAUUGCGGACGGGGUUGGUUGAUGGAUUUAAAGACUUUGCGAUAACAGGUUUCGAUGGUGCUACUUUACAAAACAUUGAUGAGUACAUGAUACAACUGCAAACGGUGCUCCAAACAAGCGGUCAAAACGCUCUAAAAACAAAAGCUCGUGAUAUUUUAAACCAAUUAGACGUACCUACAUCAUAAUAAUAAUAAUAAUAAUAAAAAAACACACUAUUUUGUAUUUAUAUUUAAAUUUUAAUU
Molecule: messenger RNA, 953 nt
Organism: Ctenocephalides felis (cat flea)
Lineage: Eukaryota; Metazoa; Arthropoda; Insecta; Siphonaptera; Pulicidae
Gene: Hmg-2
Product: high mobility group protein 20A
Exons: 7
Coding region: 18-896 (292 amino acids)
Biological process (GO): regulation of gene expression
Cellular component (GO): nucleus
Source: RefSeq, a predicted model, not a curated record